AUGGCACAUAAACACUCCUUUGAAGCAUUGGAUAAAAGUUUGCGUGACAUAAUGAGUUGUCGUUAUGAAAAUAGUAAAGACAAACCAUUUGGUGGACUCACAGUUGCUUGUGGUGGUGACUUUCGGCAAAUUCUGCCRGUAAUACCAAGGGGAAAUCGAGCCGACAUUGUGAAUKCMRCACUAAAUUCAUCUUAUWUGUGGCCUUUGUUCAAAGUAUACGAGCUCAAUGAGAAUAUGCGUUUGCAAUGCAACACUUUGUCACCGACAGAUAUGAUAAAUAUUAAGGUGUUUGACUCAUGGAUGCUACAAAUCGGAAAUGGCACUGCCUACGAUGAUGUAACAAAUGAAUUGCUAAAGUUACCCGCUGGCAUCUUCCCAGAAACAAUUGGCAACCCGAUUGAAUCAGUGGUUGAAAUGAUAUAUCCUUCUAUCUUGGAAAACUGUAAUUGUCCUUCAUAUAUAACUGAAAGGGCAAUUCUCAUGCCAAAAAAUGAUAUGGUCCAUGAAUUGAACACAUUUAUCAUGGACAUGCUUCCAGGAGAAGGAAAAACAUAUCUAAGUUCAGACACAGUUUGCAAAGGAAGUGUACAAACAAAUGAGGAAGACCUCCUUUAUCCAACUGAAUUCUUGAACGGUUUGCAAUUCAAUGGCGUACCAAAUCACGAGAUUCAGCUAAAGGUAGGAGCCCCGGUUAUGUUAUUACGCAACAUCAAUCAAACAGAAGGAUUGUGCAAUGGAACACGAUUGAUUGUCACAUUACUUGGAACAUGGUCUGUUAGAGGUGACAUUAUUUCAGGAACUAAUAAAGGAAAAAGUGUCACUAUUCCAAGAAUAAUAAUGUCGCCCAACGAAUCAAAAUGGCCAUUCAAGCUAAAUCGACGUCAAAUACCGUUGGUCGCAUGCUUUGCUAUGACAAUUAAUAAAAGCCAGGGACAAUCUUUAAGUCGUGUUGGCCUAUACCUCCCGAAACAGGUUUUCACAUAUGGACAACUAUAUGUAGCUGUUUCACGAGUGACAUCGCAUGAAGGAUUAACCAUAAUAAAUGCCGAUGAAGAAAUGGAACACCGUACACUCAUAAAAAACAUUGUCUACCAUGAAGUGUUCAAUAACAUUCAUCCAUCCACCGAGUAG
Molecule: messenger RNA, 1131 nt
Organism: Cynara cardunculus var. scolymus (artichoke)
Lineage: Eukaryota; Viridiplantae; Streptophyta; Magnoliopsida; Asterales; Asteraceae
Product: ATP-dependent DNA helicase PIF1-like
Exons: 2
Coding region: 1-1131 (376 amino acids)
Biological process (GO): telomere maintenance; DNA repair
Molecular function (GO): DNA helicase activity
Source: RefSeq, a predicted model, not a curated record